AUGGACUAUCCAACUGAAAAAGAACUUACGUUACAAAGGAAGGAAACUACUCCUGUAGAUUUUACGAGACUUUUGGUGAUGAGGCUCGUUUACGGUGUUGCGAAGGUAAUGGGAUUCGAAGAACCAGUUAGUGAGAUAUUGAAUGGGGCUCUUGUCCCGCCAGGGGCUGAUGAUGAUGACGACUUUGAUGAUGAUGAAGACCUAUUUGAUGAUUAU
Brenthis ino (lesser marbled fritillary) is the source of this 216-nucleotide messenger RNA. NCBI's taxonomy places the organism in Eukaryota, Metazoa, Arthropoda, Insecta, Lepidoptera, Nymphalidae. The record is from the annotation of a GenBank genome assembly.